This is a messenger RNA of Euleptes europaea (tarantolino), 1081 nucleotides long. It is a transcript of the gene SPRY4, whose product is annotated as sprouty RTK signaling antagonist 4. Lineage: Eukaryota; Metazoa; Chordata; Lepidosauria; Squamata; Sphaerodactylidae. The record is from RefSeq and is a predicted model, not a curated record. Bases 129 to 1019 code for a protein of 296 amino acids. Gene Ontology annotation, biological process: negative regulation of fibroblast growth factor receptor signaling pathway; multicellular organism development; negative regulation of MAP kinase activity. The transcript has 2 exons. Gene Ontology annotation, cellular component: cytosol; membrane.
CCCUGCAGGUACAGCUCGUGAUCCGUCUCGGAUUUAGGAUUAACUCGCCUUUUGAGAGAUGAUCUUGGCUGGAUUAUUUAAAGACACUUAAAAGCAGGGUUCCCCAGUGCUGAAGAACAGCCUGAGCAAUGGAGCCUCGAAUGCCUCCCAACAUUACUGUGGUCCCCAAUUCCACCGUGGUACAGCCGCUCCUGGACAGCCGUAUCCCCUACGGCAGACUGCAGCAUCCUCUGACCAUCCUCCCUAUUGACCAAAUGAAGACCACGCACGUGGAGAAUGACUACAUCGACAACCCCACCCUGGUCCAGCUGGCCACUCAGAAGUAUCCCCGGGGCCCCCACGAACCCACUCACCCACCCAGGUGCGAGCAAGACGUCACCCACCCCUGGAUUUCCUUCAGCGGGCGUCCCAGUUCCAUCAGCAGCAGCAGCAGCACCUCUUCGGAUCAGAGGCUUUUGGAUCACAUGGCGCCGGCGCCAGUGGCCGACCAGUCCUCCCCUAGAGCUGUCCGGAUACAGCCCAAAGUGAUUAACUGCAAGCCCCUGGACCUCAAGGGUCCCACAUCUCUGGAGUUGGACAAGCACUUUUUGCUGUGCGAAGCCUGUGGGAAAUGCAAGUGCAAGGAAUGCGCCCUGCCGAGGACUUUGCCCUCCUGCUGGGUCUGCAACCAAGAGUGCCUCUGCUCCGCACAGAACCUGGUCAACUACUCGACCUGCAUGUGUCUGGUGAAGGGCGUCUUCUACCACUGCACCAAUGAGGACGACGAAGGCUCCUGCGCGGACCACCCCUGCUCCUGCUCGCAUUCGAACUGCUGCGCCCGCUGGUCUUUUAUGAGCGCCCUCUCGCUGUUUCUGCCAUGCUUGCUGUGCUAUCUGCCCGCUACGGGCUGCGUGAAACUGUCCCAGCGAUGCUAUGACCGAGUGAGUCGGCCGGGAUGCCGGUGUAAGAAUACGAACAGCGUGAUCUGUAAAACAUCACCUGAAGGGAAAGUUGGCAGCAGACCAGAGAAGCCGUUUUGAUUGCUGGGGAGAGGGGUGGGGGUGGGAAGUGUAGAAAAACUACAGGAAGGAGUUUCAAAACC